CAAACUUUACACAUUUAAUUGAGUGUGCAGGUUUCAUGCCGGAUACGGAUGUGACGUAUACACCAUCGUGACGAAAACAGGUAAGGACGACGACAAAUAAAACCAGGUGGUUGGUGACAAGAAGUGGGUCAUCGACGAACACGGGAAGACACUUUGACAAGGUUAUUGACCAAGACUAAGUUGGAAGUGAAAGAGAAAGAAUGACCAUCCUCCGUAGCGUACCAGACGCCACCGAGAAGUGAGUACGUCUGAAAACAAUGUCACUCUCAAGUAGGUAUGCCAUGUCGACGUUACUGAUAAUGCUAACUUAUUUGCAUCUGAUGUUCUCCUCUCCGAUCUGUUCUACUAAUGGGUAUUAUAACCGAGAUAAAAUACAGGAUCAAUCGAAGUUAUAUCUUUUGGGCCCUCAAUACUGUCCAGAAACGGGACGUACCGUCUGCACUAACGUGGCUUAUUACCCAGAGGAUCGAAUUCUUUUGAUUCUAAGCAAAACGAAGGCUCAAGGGUUUAAUUUGAGCAGCUUAUUCUUUGACGAAAGGGAAGGAGAUGCUUAUCCAAAUUUAUCACAGUUGCCAAAUAUGCCUUACGAUCAACCCACUUCGGUUCAUCACGAUUUUAUCGUUCCACAAUAUUCUCAUUCCACUUGGAGUAAGAAGUCCCAUAGCGUAGGGAAGAGGAGUGAAAAUUCAGAACCAGCGUGUGCUACCAGAUCCGAAUUUGUCUUUCCUAGAGCAGCUCUAAACGAUAAGUCUCAAUGGAAGUAUGUGAUUAAUCUUCCGAAUCGAAAUCCUAAUUAUAAACAGAUCGUUCGAAUAGAACUUUGUGCGUAUCCUGGAAGUUCUUGUUCUUCACAACUUUCAUUUCCGUUUGGAUACGAAAGCCGGUGCGUUCAAAAACACAUUAAAAAGAAGCUUCUAUCAUUAGAUUCUACUGGUGAGACUAUCUCAGAAGAUCCUUUCUUCGUUCCUUCUUGCUGUGUCUGUCAAUUGGUGCGCAAUUUCAAGAGAUAAAGUGAACUUUCCGAACUUACUCAACGAAUUACAGGAGGACUUGAAAAGAACACGGUUUAUAUUUUUAAUCUAGUGAAAUAUUACCUAGAAUUUUUUUAGGUAGAAGAAGGAAAGCUGUCAAAAAUAUUAAUAUAAAAACUGUUUAUGACAAGCUGUUCAAUGAACAGCUUUUUUACUUUCAUUUAACAGAGAGGAUUAGAACUGAACAAAUGAUUGGCAUUUAUUUACUUUAUUAUUUAAUUAAGAACAUUGAUUUAUUUACAUUUAUUUACUUUAGAAUAUUAUAAUAUUCAAUUUAUUUUAUAUAAAAUCACUAUUUACUUGAAGUACCGCAGGAAGAUUCCAAUCUAGAAAAAAAUCCAUACAGUUAGAUAGGGGUUUUUCAUAAAUUUUUGCCAAAAUUACAGAAAAUAUUCUGAAAAAUUGUGUAUUAUUAAUAAUAAAAACAAAACACGUGGGAAUUAUUAUGAAAUAUUUAUUAUAUAACCUGAUAUAACGAUUUUUUUCUUGAAAAAUUUCGAUAAUUCUGAACGCGAUAAUCGGAUAUCAUGGACAUAAUGUAUGUGAACUUUGACUGUGAUGUUUUCUAAAUAUCACUUCUACAUGUAAAUAUUAUAUUGAUA
Molecule: messenger RNA, 1633 nt
Organism: Centruroides sculpturatus (bark scorpion)
Lineage: Eukaryota; Metazoa; Arthropoda; Arachnida; Scorpiones; Buthidae
Exons: 6
Coding region: 258-1010 (250 amino acids)
Biological process (GO): regulation of Toll signaling pathway; central nervous system formation; innate immune response
Cellular component (GO): extracellular region
Molecular function (GO): Toll binding; growth factor activity
Source: RefSeq, a predicted model, not a curated record